UGUACUAGGCUACUGCACUUCCAUGAGAUGUCAGAGAAUCUGAUUAUUCAUAUUAGUUACCAUAUUGUAUAUAUCAUAUUUUAGGAGUAGGCAACAGUAUAUAUCGUAUUUAAUUAGUAUUGUAAUUUCCCAACAGGCAACCUUUUGAUUCACCUUAUUUGAGUCAUUUUAGCAGAAUCUUCGGGCAGUUUUGUCAACGAAAAGGGGCGUGGAUUAGUCGUUUUUACCGCUAAUAUGAUAUAUCUUUGGGGCAGUUUUGCUUCAAAAUAAACAUUCCUCGUGCCUAUUCUUUGAGUUUAUCAAGUCGCGGAAACAAUGCCACUGACCUAACAGGGACUCAAGCCGACAUUGGGCUGUCACUGCUGCCUGCUCUUAUCCCGCAUUGACAGCGGGGCUACUCGAAGGCUUGUAGGUCGUAUGCUUUGCUUUGUGUGAUACCGGAAGCUUCUCAACGUUUUGUAGCGCUAUAUGAAAUCGACAUUGUGAUAAGGACUUUUAAGGACUCCUUUCAAAAAGCGGAGUUUAUAAUUCGGCAAGGAGAGAUGAAGAAUUUACUCCCUGGGAUAGUCCUGACGUUUUGGAUAUUUUUAGAGUGCAUAGAGGCCAAGAAGUACUGCUGGUAUUUUGAAGGUGGAUCCCCCAUCUACUUUAUAUGCCGCUCGUACGAGGACUGCUGCGGGACACGCUGCUGCGUCCGAGCCCUCUCCAUCCAGCGGCUAUGGUACUUCUGGCUGAUGCUGAUGAUGGGGGUGCUGUUCUGCUGCGGAGCGGGCUUCUUCAUCCGUAGGCGCAUGUACCCCUCGCCCCUCAGCGACGAGCCCGCCUUCAACGUCUCCUUCACCAGGCAGCCUGUAUCCAUGCCAGUAUCCCAGCAACCUGGCAUGGUGGGCUACGGCGACCCUGGCGUCAUGACAUCACCCCUCACCCCCACCUACCCCAUCCAGCCCGGCCCUGCCCACAUGAGCGCCUACCCUCCACCGCCCUCGUACUGCAACCACCCACCCCCGCCCUACGAACAGGUGUUCCAGACACCAGAGAAGAGAUAAAGGCUGCCAGUCACUGCGGCGUCAUUGACGGAGACCAUUGGUGUCCCCUCCGUUUCUUCUCCUUCAUGGUGACAUCAUCACGAGCAGAACUGACAGGACAAGGAGAGGAGGGGACAGCUCCAGUCUGCCACUGUUAUACCUCCACAAUCAGCCCAAGCUCUCGCCCAAGUCCCAGGGACAAGAGACAGACAACCACCUUUAGAGACAAACUGCCUUCUGGGGACCUGUGCUGCAGGCAGUGGUCUUCUGGACAAAGACAGGCUGAAUUUAUCUCCUUAUCUCCAUGGUUUGGAUUUCACCGUCAUUCACCCUUCCUCUAUCUUGCCCACUUUUUUCUCAAAAGCAUAACUAUCCACCUCAGUCUUUUCGGCUGAUAAUGCCAUCUUGAUGGGCAUGGUCCUGUGACUGUGAUAGGUACUGAGUCACUCAUAGACUCCUGUAAAUGGGUGUUUGUGCCACAGACACCAAACUGUGGAAGUUAAUGAAGAAAGCUGACCUAAGAUCAGCACAUUGCUUUUAGAUUAAUAUUGAUUCAAGUUAACAUUAGGGUAGAGAAGCUGAUCCAGGACCAGGGCAUAAGACCAACCACUAUCUAAACUGUACAGGAGUAAUAGCAAAUUGGAGUUGAAAGACACCUUGGAGAAGUUAAAUCAAAAGCCGUUUAAAUGUUCAGAGACUUUCCUAUGAUGAGGCUAAAUAAUUGGGCUUCUCUCUGUAGCUGCCUGUGUUCGCCUAACACUUAUUAAAUAGACAAUAAACGCUUGCGCUGCGCUUAUUGUGACCAUUGCUGUGAAGGGGAAGGAAACAGACCUGGAUUUAUCAGACCUAUUAUGUGCGUUGGAGAGAGCGGUAAUUUGGAGAGGCCGAUUUGUUUGCAAUGUUUUAUUCACAUUAUGGAUGCGUGUGUAUAUUCCUGCUGUGCUGACUGUAGCGAUUCGUCGCUCUGGAUCGGGACACCACAAACUGGCAGAGAAUGUGUAGCUCAGUUGGUAGAGCAUGGCACUUGCAACACCAGGGUUGUGGGUUCAAUUCCUAUGGGGGACCA
Molecule: messenger RNA, 2091 nt
Organism: Coregonus clupeaformis (lake whitefish)
Lineage: Eukaryota; Metazoa; Chordata; Actinopteri; Salmoniformes; Salmonidae
Product: vesicular, overexpressed in cancer, prosurvival protein 1
Exons: 5
Coding region: 543-1046 (167 amino acids)
Cellular component (GO): cytoplasmic vesicle membrane
Source: RefSeq, a predicted model, not a curated record